Trypanosoma grayi is the source of this 1005-nucleotide messenger RNA. Its product is annotated as mitochondrial carrier protein. Gene Ontology annotation, molecular function: S-adenosyl-L-methionine transmembrane transporter activity. Gene Ontology annotation, cellular component: mitochondrial inner membrane. Lineage: Eukaryota; Euglenozoa; Kinetoplastea; Trypanosomatida; Trypanosomatidae. The record is from RefSeq and is a predicted model, not a curated record. Bases 1 to 1005 code for a protein of 334 amino acids. The transcript has a single exon.
AUGGGCGAGGCUGCUGCUGCUGCUGCGGCGGCGGCGGCGGCGACGUCUGCGAAGGAGCAGCGGCAACACUCUUUGUCGUCGUCACCGCCCGCGCUGCAUGCCUCCUCUGUGGCACUCGCCUCCACGGUGGCUACGGUCCUCACAAAGUCCUUCCUGCACCCACUUGACACAGUGAAGUGCCGACUGCAGUCGUCGAGCUCUCGCAGCUUGGGGCGUGCGUGGCGCGACUACAGUGGCAGGUGGGGGCCAACCUAUCUCUACGGUGGACUCCCAGUCAAGCUGCUCUUUUAUGUGCCCUACCAGGCCAUAUAUAUGACCACAUACAACACUGUGAGAGAUUCGCUGAAGCCAGCCGAUACGAGCGCGGAAAACCGUGCUAGUUUCCUCGCGAGAACUGUAAUCUCGGCCAGUGGAGCAGAGCUUGCGAGUUGCGUUGCACGUGUGCCGAUGGAAACAUUGAAGAUGCGCAUUCAGGCCGCCGUCGUGCCUGACACCCGCGCUGCGCUGCAGCAGAUUCGUCGGCACGGCAUAGCGGCGUGUGCGCGGCUGGUGCUGCCGCAGACGCUUCUGCACGACAUCCCAUACAGCGCAAUCCAGUGGAUAUGCUACGAGACCAUGCGGCCGUGGGCACGGCAGUUGAUGGAGAGCCGACGCCUCGACCAGGAGCCCAACAGGGCGUCGCGGUUUCGCGGCUACGCACACGACUUCGUGCGUACAUUUUUCUCUGGUGGCUUUAGCGCCCUCAUUGCGUCAACGGUGACGGUGCCACUCGAUACGAUUCGCACGCGUGUUGUUGUUGCCGCCGCGGCCGACCCCUCCACGACUGUGAGACGUGUGGUGCGGGACACAUAUCGUCUUGGUGGGGUGCGCAUAUUCUUCCGUGGCGCCGUGGUGCGCGUGCUGUGGGUGACGACGAACAUGGCCGUGUACUUCCCGCUCUAUGAGGCAUUGAAGGUGGAGUUCCUGCGGCGGCAGGAGACGCGUGCGGCUGUUUCCUCCUCUUGA